Messenger RNA from Mirounga angustirostris (Northern elephant seal), 3299 nucleotides. It is a transcript of the gene TTLL10, whose product is annotated as tubulin tyrosine ligase like 10. NCBI's taxonomy places the organism in Eukaryota, Metazoa, Chordata, Mammalia, Carnivora, Phocidae. Gene Ontology annotation, molecular function: protein-glycine ligase activity, elongating. The record is from RefSeq and is a predicted model, not a curated record. Gene Ontology annotation, biological process: protein polyglycylation.
AUGGUCCUCGGGGCAGGGCCCGGAGCCAACGAGGAUGCUGCCGGACACCUUACUGCCAAGCCCCACAUCACAGUGCCACCCUCAACUCGGGGAGCCCGAAGCCACACCCACUUCAUCCACCAUCGGGGACCACCCACUCGGACCCACGUCAGUGGGAAGAGGGGGAAGCGGUCCAGGAUUGCAGGGGUCCGGCGGAGCCACACCCGGGUGCCAGGCUGGGCCCAUGAGAGACCAAUGGGGAGCAACAAGGAGGAGCAGGUCCUGCACUCACUAAGCCAGCUGGGACAGGAUGCAGGUGGGCUUGGGGCAGGGCCAGGGGACAGGAAAGCCUCCAGCCAGGCCAGAGCCUCUGACCCCCCACCUGCCCACAGACCUCCGGACGACACUGGUAUUUCCAGGCCUCGGGCCGCUCUCCUGGAGAGGCACCUGCCGGAGGGGGAGAAACAGCCCCACAGCAUCGGGCAAGGGCCCUACUUCUACAUCGGAGGCACCAACGGGGCCUCCAUAAUCAGCUCCUACUGCAGGGGCAAGGGUUGGCAGCGCGCCCAGGACAGCCGGCAUGAGGACUGCAAGCUGACGUGGUGUGAGCUCAAGUGCAGAGACAACUACUACCGCUUCCGGGAAGGCGAGCAGUUGUUGUACCAGAUCCCCAACAACAAGCUCCUCACCACCAAGAUCGGGCUGCUCAGUGCCCUGAGGGAGUACUCAAGGGUUGUGAACAAGAUCCACAAGACAUCACCAUGUGCCCAGGCCAAAUCUAGAAAGGACACAGCAUCUGCUCUUGAGGAGCUCACGUGGACCAGCCCAGGAUGCCUCAGGCCACAGAGGGUCCUGAAAAUGGAAGAAUUUUUCCCAGAGACCUACCGUCUGGACAUCAGGGACGAGAGAGAGGCUUUCUUCACUCUCUUUGAUGAAAAUCAGAUAUGGAUCUGCAAGCCCACGGCCUCCAACCAGGGCAAAGGCAUCUUUCUGCUGAGGAACCAGGAGGAAGUCGCCGCCCUGAAAGUCAAGACCCAGAGCAUUGAGGACGACCCCAUCUACCGCAAGAUGCCUUUCAGGGCGCCUCAGGCGCGGGUUGUGCAGAGGUACAUCCAGAACCCCCUGCUACUGGAUGGGAAGAAGUUUGAUGUGCGCUCCUACCUGCUCAUUGCCUGUGCCAUGCCGUACAUGGUCUUCUUUGGCCAUGGCUAUGCCCGCCUCACCCUCAGCCUUUAUGACCCCCAUUCCAGCGACCUCAGCAGCCACCUGACCAACCAGUUCAUGCAGAAGAAGAGCCCCCUGUACGUGCUGCUCAAGGAGGACACAGUGUGGAGCAUGGACCGCCUCAACCGCCACAUCAACGACAAAUUCAGGAAGACCAAGGGGCUCCCCAGAGACUGGGUCUUCACCACCUUCACGAAGCGGAUGCAGCAAAUCAUGGCCCACUGCUUCCAGGCUGUCAAGUCCAAGCUCCACUGCAAGCUGGGCUACUUUGACCUCAUUGGCUGUGACUUCUUGAUUGAUGAGAACUUCAAGGUGUGGCUGCUGGAGAUGAACUCCAACCCUGCCCUGCACACCAACUGUGAAGUCCUGAAGGAGGUGAUUCCAGGCGUGGUCAUGGAGACCCUGGACCUGGCAAUCGAGACCUUUCAGAAGAGCUUGCGCAACCAGAAGAUGCUGCCUCUGCGGUCACAGCGCCGCUUCGUGCUCCUGCACAACGGCGAGGCGGACCUGUGGCCGCGCUUAGGGGGCUCCCGCAGCGCCCUCCGCCCGCCGGUGCCCCCGCCCCGGCCCGCGUGCGAGGCCGACUGCUCCGCGCCACCUCUGCUCAGCGCAGCCGACGGGCCGGGCGCGCGCAGGCCCGCGCUACCCCGGAGCCCCGGGGGCGCGCACGGGCGGCCACCCUCGGCGCAGAGACGGCCCCGACCGCCCGGCCCUGGCCCCGACGGCGCCCAGAGCCGGCAGCCCGGGGCCGACCGGCCGCGAACGGGCGCUGGGGAGCCGGCGCGAGAGCCCUCCCCGGGUCUGGCAGAGGAGGAGCGCGAGGAGCGCAAGAACGCGGGUCACCGCGGCUCCUAGCGGGCGGGCCACCAGCGCCCUCUCGGGACCUAUAAAGGCUACUUUGUUACAAACGGCCUCUGCUGCGAAUCAGGUGGCCCGCAGCCCCUGGAUGCCCCAGGCUUCCCCACGCUCGCUCCCCAAGACGCUCCCAUGGGGGCUUCCCUGGACCCAACGCCCUUCCCUCUGCCCCACAAGUCCCUACUCCAUUGCUGGGACCAGUCCUUGGCGGCUGGGGUGGGGGCCCUGGGGGAGGGGGCUGGGAAGUCUGUCCUACUAGAAGGAGAUGAGCUCCCCACAGCCUCCUACUUGGCCCUCAUAGGGCUGCCUCUGUCAUGGGGAAGCCCACCAGUUCCUGGGCUCCUGCUUAUCACCUUGUGUCUCUCAUUGACCAGGACCCUACUUGACCCCUACUGCCUGACUCUCUGAUCCCCAGGAAAGGGCCUGGGUCCCCAUGGAAAGGAGGACUCGCUCACACCCAACCCUGGUGCUGCCCUCACCCUGCCCGGGCACAGCCCCUUUCUGGGCCUUCAGAGCACCUGGGCUCUGCACUCCCCUCUGCUUCCCGGGGCCCCUGAUGAUCCCAUAGGCCCGGCACUGCGGAAGCCCAGAGGACCUAGGCCGUGGGUGAGGGGCACGUGGCCAUGGCAGGACAGCCCCGAGGGAGGCCCUACCCUGGCCAGUCCAUGCGUGGUUUCAGGUGUUCCCAUUCCUCGUGGGCCCAGCCCUGAGGAUGCAGAGAGAUUCAGGGCCUCUGACGUGUCCAGGUCCCCUGCUACCACUAAGUGUCCAGAGCCAGCCAUAAUCCCCUCUCCCCUGGCCCCCCCCCAGCCACCUGUACCCAUCCCAGUCCAGAUCCCAGGGUCCAGGCAGGCAGCCCAACCCCCAGCUACCACCCCAUCCCACCCCCCACCCCCCCACCAGCUUGCACACCUCCUCAUCUGUUCCCUCUCACACACCCUGCCCUCAUCUCAGCAAAUAGUUACCACCAAGUCACCAAUGCUCUCCUCCUGACCGGCUGGAACCCACUCUCUGUUCUACACUGGAGUGCAGGCAGGACCUGGGGUCCACAGGGGUCUGCUGUCCAGCCACAGCUCUGCUGGGAAUGCAGCUCCGUUCCCAGGGAAGCAAAAGCCACAGCACCACUAGAGGGCACCGUGUACCACUGUGUCUCAGGCGGGGGCGCCAAGAAAAGCCCCCAGGCCUGGGGCCAGGGACUGACCUAUCCAGUCACUCACAGACCACCCGCCCGACCCCUGCCA